Messenger RNA from Pseudophryne corroboree (corroboree frog), 2730 nucleotides. It is a transcript of the gene NOX4, whose product is annotated as NADPH oxidase 4. The record is from RefSeq and is a predicted model, not a curated record. The transcript has 18 exons. Gene Ontology annotation, molecular function: superoxide-generating NAD(P)H oxidase activity. Gene Ontology annotation, cellular component: plasma membrane; NADPH oxidase complex. NCBI's taxonomy places the organism in Eukaryota, Metazoa, Chordata, Amphibia, Anura, Myobatrachidae. Gene Ontology annotation, biological process: superoxide anion generation; defense response. Bases 570 to 2312 code for a protein of 580 amino acids.
GUACGGAUUUCACAAAGGAGCCCAAUUGUUAAACUGGGGAAAAAAGCAAAUAUGAUCCCUAGGAAAAAUAUGAUCCAUCAGGGCCACUGUAGCCAGCAGCCCCCCUCCCCAAAGCCUUCCUCUUUGUUAGGCAUUAUCUCUGAAUGGAAAAAGUUAGCUAGCCUAGGAAUCUAGAGAUAAACAUAUUGUAUGGGAAUGCAUCGAUGGUGGAAUGUGUCCCAGUAUUGCAGGGCUGUUGUGUUGUUAUGCAGAGGAAUGGGAUUAAACAAAUAGCUAUUUGCAACAUUGUUUCACUGCUUUGCUGACUGAGGAAAAGUUGGAUGUGUCUGGGAAAAGUUGGACCUGGGUGAUAGUUAGCUGUGCAGUAGCCUCUGCUGCCUGACUGUGUGCAAUCUGCAGGGACUGCUACAAAGCAGCCUGUCCCGCACCAGUAACCACAGAGAGACUGGGAAUGGGGAGCUGACUGAGCAGACACUGUGUUGAGGACUAACAGAUGAAGAUCACAGGGGAGAAGGCAGGAAGCAGCAGCCCAUACUGACCACUGUGCAUCACACAGCAGCAGCAGGAGGAUGGCUGUACCUGGCCACAGCUGGCUCUACAAUGAAGGACUGAAGCACCUCUUCCUGCUCGCCUGGCUUACGCUCAACGCUUGGCUGUUUUGGAAAACCUUUAUGCUGUAUUACAAGGGCCCGCAGUACCAUUACUUGCACCAGAUGUUGGGGUUAGGAUUGUGCCUAAGCAGGGCUUCAGCCUCCGUACUUAACUUCAACUGCAGUUUGGUUCUGCUGCCAAUGUGCCGGACGUUGCUGGCUGUCCUCCGUGGUACCAAAAAGGUUGUAAGUAGGAAAGCAAGAAGACUUUUGGAUAAGUACAGAUCAUUCCACGCUGCCUGUGGCAUUGCAAUAUGUGUCUUUUCAGCAAUACAUGUCGGAGCUCACGUAAUUAAUGCUGUGAACUUUUCUACAAACUACAACAGUGACUAUGAUGCGCUGAAUGUGGCGCGGUACAAAGAUGAGGAUCCCAGGAGAAUCCUCUUCACGACUGUUCCUGGAUUGACUGGUGUCCUGAUGGUGCUGAUUUUAUUUCUAAUGUCCACAGCGUCAACCGCUUCAAUAAGGGCUUCUAAUUUUGAUAUCUUUUUGAACACUCACAACCUGUUCUUUAUAUUCUACGUGCUGCUUCUGGUCCACGCUACUGGAGGUGUGCUAAAAUACCAAACUAAUGUAGAAGAACAUCCUCCUGGAUGCCUCCAGCUAAACGGGACUGAGAACUAUUCCGUUCCACUCACUUGGGUUAAUGGAGAAGCAUAUUUGCAGAAUACACCAAAAGCUGCCCUGGGCCUCUCUCUUGAGGAACUUUUAAUUAACAGUACACUGAGGAUAUGCACCAAAGAGCCCGAGUUUCUCCCCCAUUUCCCAGAGACAUGGCUGUGGAUAUUGGCGCCUCUGUGUUUGUACUGCGCUGAGAGAUUAUACCGAUACUUCCGAAGCAGCAAGCCUGUGACAAUCACCGCAGUUAUACAUCACCUGUCUGAUGUCAUCGAAAUCAGAAUGAUCAAAGAGAAUUUCAAAGCCAGUCCUGGACAGUACAUCAUUCUGCAGUGUCCGAGCGUUUCUGCGCUGGAGAACCAUCCAUUCACUCUGACAAUGUGCCCUACAGAGACAAAGGCUACAUUCUCCGUUCACAUAAAGGUAGUGGGAGACUGGACAGAGAGAUUAUGUGACCUGUUGACUUCACAGGACAACCGGGAAACUGAAAUCAUCCCGAUAGUUCAUCAGAGGAAAAACCCAAAGAUUUAUAUUGAUGGUCCCUUUGGAAGCCCCUCAGAAGAAGCUUUGAAUUAUGAGGUCAGCCUGUGCAUCGCUGGAGGCAUCGGUGUCACACCAUUUGCAUCUAUACUCAACCGGCUAUUAGACAAGUGGACAGACUACAAGCUGCAGCGCCUCUAUUUCGUGUGGAUUUGCAGAGACAUCCGGUCUUUUCUCUGGUUUGCCGAUCUGCUGUGUGCGCUGCACAGAAAGCUUUGGCAGGAAAACCGCCCUGACUACUUGAACAUCCAGCUGUACCUCAGCCAGACAGAUGGGAUACAGAAAAUAAUUGGUGAAAAAUACCAGGCUUUGAACUCUCGUCUUAUUAUCGGACGCCCUCGCUGGAAACUUUUGUUUGAUGAGAUCGCCAAAUCUAACAGACAGAAGUCUGUCGGAGUGUUUUGCUGCGGGCCGAAAGGGCUCUCCAAGGACCUGCACAGACUAUGUAACCGCCUCAACGGCUACGGGACAAGAUUUGAAUACAACAAAGAAUCUUUCAGCUGAAACCAAAUCAAUGGAACGGGAAACUGAAGUGCAAUUAACGCGAACCAAAGAACCUCAAUCAAUUGAGCGAUUCAAAUUCACAUUAUUUAAUGACGGGAUUAUUAUCUACAAAACAGAGUUCACUGUGGCUUGUUCGAUGCACUGUACGUUAUUGUUAAACUAUAAUGUGACACAUUUACUGAGACUACCAGACUACGUGUAACCUCGUAAGGAUGCAGGAAUCUAGCGGGCAUUUUGCCGGAGUCCGUAGCACUUUCUCUGUAUUUGUUUUACUGUCAGGACAAGUUAUAGGCGAUAAAGUAGUUCAUUUAUAGAAUAUCCUUUUUUAUGCAAAUGUAUGUAAAUAUUGACACUUAUUUUAUAUAGUACUCCCCACUGAAUUUAAACCAUGUUAUUUUAUUAUAUUAUUAUUAUAUCC